Gekko japonicus is the source of this 3714-nucleotide messenger RNA. It is a transcript of the gene NLRC5, whose product is annotated as NLR family, CARD domain containing 5. The transcript has 21 exons. Gene Ontology annotation, molecular function: protein binding. NCBI's taxonomy places the organism in Eukaryota, Metazoa, Chordata, Lepidosauria, Squamata, Gekkonidae. The annotation marks the transcript as partial. The record is from RefSeq and is a predicted model, not a curated record.
AGUGUUAAGUCGAUGAGCACAAACGCUUGUCAAACUUCUAAAUCUCAGUUUUGACAAUGUGACGGAAGAGUUGUUCCAAAGACAGAGACCUCGUGUUUGCCUUAAGUCUGAACAGGGCAAAUGGACAAAAAUUCAUUCCAGUCCUGAUCCGUGGACCUUGCAGUCAUUUAGCUUCUUCUCCAGUCCCACACAUCCUUCCCAACCCCCACCCCAAAUGGAUGAGGAAUCCGUCCAGAAGGCAGUCCACAAUGCUUGGCCACAGUUGGUGGAAUUCCUCAGUCCUGAGUGGGUUCUGAAGAAAGCCAAGCAGCUCCUCCCACAGGCGGACUUCAGUCAGCUCGAAGGGGUUGCUGACCACAGAGAGAAGGUCUCCUUAGCCCUGGACAUGUUUCAAAGAAGUGCUGGUGCCGAUACUUCCGUCUUCAAAGACUUUAUGCAGUGUGCUUGCAUGGAAUGCAACUUACCCUUGGAACUGGAGAUAGAGUGCCUGAAUGCAUCGAGACUCGGAGAAGGUCAUGUAACUCAAGUGCAAGAAAUCUUUGAAGAAACAGCCACCCAGUUACCAUCAACAUCCGCAAGACAUGAACGACGUCGUCCUUGGACCAGCCUUUCCACCACCAACAACGGCAAGCAGUCCAAACAGCAGCGGCUAGAUUCUUCUGAAAAGUACCGGCAAUGUAUCAUCACAACAAUGCUGCAAAGAUAUGGAGCAAAUAGAUCAGUGGAGGCAGCAGAAGGUGAAAUUCGGCAUUCGGCUUUUAGCCAAGCUUUUGUCAACCUGGUGAUUCGUCAGAGUAAAGCUUGGAAAAUAAAGAUUAACUCGGAGGAGCACAGUGAUGCAGCCAUGGGAUUGCCUGAUCUCUUCAAAAGUGUGCCUUCUGGCACCACCGAGGUCGUUCUUCUGUUGGGCAAACCGGGCAUGGGGAAAACGAGACUUGUUAACAAAAUCUGCCAGCAGUGGGCUGAGGGGAUCCUUGAGCAGUACAAACUGAUAUUCCUCUUUGAGUUUAGGCAGCUGAACCUGAUCAGCAGAAGGCUUUCUCUGCAAGAACUCUUAUUUGACUUCUUCCUGUGUCCGGAAGAUUGUCCCAAUGCAGUCUUUGAGCACCUACUAGAAAACGCCCAGCACGUCCUCAUGAUCUUUGAUGGACUGGAUGAGUUUGUGGGGGACAUCAAGUUGCCAUCGUCUCCUAACUCACUGGGCCCUGAUCCUCUUCACCCUCUUUCUGUCUCAGAACUCUUUACCAGUCUUUGCCACGGAAAUCUCUUGCCCGGCUGCACUGUACUGGUUACAACCCGGCCUAAGAUGCUCCCUAACGUGUUGUUGAAAAUGGUUACCCUCCUGGCAGAAAUCUGGGGAUUUGACCAUGAGAAGGUUGAGGAGUAUGCCAGUUCUUUUUUCCAAUGCAACGCACUGAAGGACCAAGCCAUUGCUUGCCUGAAAAGCAAUGGCAAGCUUCUGAGCAUGUGUUACAUCCCUGCCUUGUGCAACAUUGUCUGUAUCUGCCUGGAAUAUUUGCUCCUGCAAGAUGAAGGAAGCAUCCAGCUGCCUCAAACCAUGACCCAGUUUUACAUCAAAAUGGUGCUCAUCUUCAUACACAAGUUGCAGAAGUUGAGUGGAGCAAGUGAGGAGGGUGAUUUGAGUCAACAUCGAGCUACUCUCGCAAGCCUUUGUGAGCUAGCUUUCAAGGGUCUGGAAGAGAAGAAGAUGUUGUUUUAUGCUGGUGAAGUCCCAGCGCAUGCAAGGGAUUUUGCAUCUUUAUAUGGCUUGCUUUUGGCCUUUGAGGUAAAGGCAAGUAAUGGGAGUGCGCAAGCCGGAUACACUUUUGUCCAUUUCAGUUUCCAAGAGUUCUUUGCAGCGCUUUUCCUGUUGACAAGCAAAACUAUAGAUGACAACUGUCUGAAGGAGAAGUUCUUCUUGAGAAAGUGGAUUUUGAAGAAGGAAGCUAAGAUGACAUUCACUGAGAACUGCCACAUCUUCCUGUCAGGCCUUUCCUCACAAGGGUGUCGACAAUUUCUUAGCUUCUUAGCUGGGCAAAAUGAAAGUUGGAUACAGGAGCGGCAAGCCGUAAUCACACAGAUACUGAAGAAACUAGCAACGGACAGUUUGACUGGGCCUAAGGUUGUUGAGCUGUGCCACUGCGUAUACGAGACACAAAACCUUGACUUAGCACAGCAUGUUGGGACAGCAUUAAACUUCAAGUAUCAGUUUAGAAAUUUCAGGUUGAUGCCACUGGAUAUGAUAAGUCUGGCUUUUGUCAUCAACAGCAGCCCUCAUCUGGUGAGCUUAGGUUUUGUCGGAUGUCCAAUGGAACUUGAGUAUUUGGAUGUCUUAGCCAGUUGUGAAAAUAUAAAAAGCCUGAGCUUUCAAAGCAGGAAGUAUGGAAAUGAAUUUGCUGCUGUCCUUUCCAAAAGCCUACCAAAGAUUAAAUGCCUGACCACCUUCAAGUUAGCAGGUGGAAAAAUUACAGUCUCUGGACUUGAAGAUCUUCUACGAGCCUUUGCAAACUGCCAUCGACUUGAAGACAUAAACUUGCAGGACAACAAGAUGAAGGAACAGGAAAUGGUAAAGAUUACAGAAAUGUUUUCCAUGGUGGAAAAGCUAAAGAAAAUAGAUUUAAGCCACAAUCAGAUUUCGGAGAACAUCGUUCUAGCUUUCUGCCAAGCCGCUGCGGUUUCUCCUAAUGUUACUGAGCUGCAUAUCAGGAAGAACACUUUAACUAUUAAUUUUACGGGCCAAUCCGUAAGAAGUGGCAGGUCACGAUGCUUGGGGACAAAUGAAGACGAAACUGCUCCUCAAGCCCAGACUUUAAAAUUACGACUUCAGGACUGCCUCCUGUCUCCCCGACACGCUACACAGAUUGCCUGCAUACUCAAGCUCUGUUCCCACCUGUCUGAAAUCGAUUUGUCAGGUAACAAUCUUGGAGAUGAGGGAUGCAAAGAGCUGGUGAAGACACUGCCCAAAAUGUCAAUUUCUGGCCUGUUGAAUUUAAAUAACAACCAGUUGUCUCUGAAGAGCAUUUUCUGUCUCCUGCAUUCAAUGGCGAUAUGUCCAAAUAUCAAGAAGCUUGAAGUCAGGAGUUGCUCUUUGAAUGAUGAUAGGUUCAGAACUGAAAGGUUCAGCACUGAUGAAGGACAGAUGUUGGCAACAUCAAGGAAAAUAUGCUUGACAGGCAACUUUUUUCUUGACGAAGAUCUGAACAACCUGUGCUUGGCGCUGAGAAAGUGUUGCAGUGUAACGGAGUUGGAUUUGUCAAAUAAUUCUCUGGGAGACUCAGGAGUUUUGAAGGUGGCCGAUCUUCUCCCAGAUAUGAAGGCAUUACGUUCCUUAAUACUGGAUCAGAAUCGCAUAUCCCUGGAUGGUGUUUUUUGCUUGGUGCGAUCCUUUUCCACCUUGGAACAGAUGGCCACAAUUCACUUGAAUUUGGGAAAUACCCAGUCAGUUCGCUUAUCCUCAGGGGAUAGAUCCAGGCCCAAACUGACUGGUGAACGUCAAGGCAAGCUGCUGGUUUGUCCACAACACUCGAUACGUGCCCGCCGCUUUAGUCUCAAGGAUUGUGUGCUGGCCCCGGAAGAUGUUGCUAGACUCUUUGGAAUUCUGAAGAUGUGCUCUGGGCUGUCAGAGAUCAACUUUUCUGGGAAUGCACUAAGUGAUCAAAGUGUUGAACAGCUACUGAAGUUUCUGCCCCAUCUCCAGAGCCUGAAGCUCUUGAG